AUGCGAUGGGCCAAAAGCCAGGCCUUCUUGCCGACUGGAAACCCAACGCUGCACAAUUGCGAUACUUCACCUCUGCAAUCCUGUAUAUAUAAGCACCUCUCUCCACACCAGCGAUCUCUUCUUCUCCAUCCUUCACUCAACUUCCCAUCCACGCUCACCACGGAAGAGCCACCACCUAUCCAAUUUCGCAACCGAACACCGACUGCCUACCACCUACAAUGA
Molecule: messenger RNA, 222 nt
Organism: Chondrus crispus (carragheen)
Lineage: Eukaryota; Rhodophyta; Florideophyceae; Gigartinales; Gigartinaceae
Exons: 1
Coding region: 1-222 (73 amino acids)
Source: RefSeq, a predicted model, not a curated record